Diceros bicornis minor is the source of this 291-nucleotide messenger RNA. RefSeq names its product keratin-associated protein 12-1-like. The transcript has a single exon. The record is from RefSeq and is a predicted model, not a curated record. Lineage: Eukaryota; Metazoa; Chordata; Mammalia; Perissodactyla; Rhinocerotidae. Gene Ontology annotation, cellular component: keratin filament. Bases 1 to 291 code for a protein of 96 amino acids.
AUGUGCCACACCAGCUGCUCCUCAGGCUGCCAGGCUGCCUGCUGCACACCCAGCCCCUGCCAGGCGUCCAGCUGCGUGCCAGUGAGCUGCCAGCCAGCCGUGUGCACACCUGUGAGCUGCAGGCCCGCUGUGUAUGUGGCCCCCUCCUGCCAGUUCUUGGUGCGUGUGCCAGUGAGCUGCAAUCCAUCUGCUUCUGUGGCUCCCUGCUGCCAGCCCUCCGGGUGCUGCCAGCCCUCCUGCUCCACCCUGGUCUGCAGACCUGUCUCCUGUAGCUCCCCUUGCUGCUAUUGA